This is a messenger RNA of Pocillopora damicornis (cauliflower coral), 1413 nucleotides long. RefSeq lists its product as uncharacterized. Gene Ontology annotation, molecular function: diaminopimelate decarboxylase activity. The record is from RefSeq and is a predicted model, not a curated record. NCBI's taxonomy places the organism in Eukaryota, Metazoa, Cnidaria, Anthozoa, Scleractinia, Pocilloporidae.
AUGGAAAACUUCAGCAAUGCGUUGAAACACUUAAGGAAGAAACCUUUACCCUGCAACGAACCAGAGCUCAGAAAAGUAGCCUCUCAAUUUGUAACCCCAUUUUACCUUUACGACAAGCAGAAAAUAAUAACAGGAGCAAAGCACUUCAAUGACAGCUUUGCCUGGGUGCAAUCAUUAACUGGAUCGAGUUUUAGGAAUCAUUUUGCAGUGAAGGCAACACCGACCCCUAAAAUUAUGAAAAUGCUUUAUGAGGAUUGUGGAAUGGGAAUGGAUUGCAGCUCACUGACCGAACUCCUCCUCUGUGAAAAACUGGGAAUUAAAGGCGAAGAUAUCAUAUUUACAUCUAAUAACACUCCUUUCAAAGCAUACCGAAAGGCGUUUGACAUGGAGGCCAUUGUCAACUUGGACGACUUUUCCCAAAUCGACAACAUGAAGAAGGCGUUAGCAGGGAAGAUGCCUAAUGUAAUUUCAUUUCGUUACAAUCCUGGUCCAUACCAAAACAUUACACACAACUUAUUUAUUGGAGACCCUGUCGAGUCUAAGUAUGGAAUGACAAAAUCCCAGUUGUUCUCCGCCUACAAGAAAUGCAGAGAAUAUGGUGUAACGCGCUUUGGUCUUCACACGAUGCUGAUGUCAGAUUCUUUAAAUAUUUUGGAUCUAGCCGAAGUUGCUCGUAUGAUGUUUUCAUUAGCGGUGGAAAUCAAGAGGGAGACAGGAAUUGCAGUUGAAUUUGUCGACUUGGGAGGUGGUAUGGGUGUGAAUUAUCGUCCUGAAGAUGAGCCCAUCGAUCUCGGAGAUCUCGGGCAACAGGUGAAACGUCUAUACGAAGAAAUCGUGUUGCCGCACACUGAUCUUCAUCCUUUACAGAUAAAGUACGAAUGCGGAACGCUGGUAACCGUUGACUGUGGCUGGUUGGUUUCACGUGUGAUCAACAUGAAGGACACGUACAAACGUUUCCUGGGCGUGGAUGCUUCCAUGGCUGACUUGAUGGGCCCAAGCGUAUUCGGCAUGUACAACCACAUCACCAUUGUAAAGGAUCAAGCUAUUCCAAACCAUUUGCGAGAAGACCUUCCCGAUUACAAAACAGUGGUAAACAAUCCUUCGUACGCCUGUCCAAAUUACGAGGGUAAUAAGAGGGAGAAGAUGUUCGACGUGGUGGGUUCUCUGUGCAUAAACAUUGACAAGUUUGCCAUCGACCGAGAACUGAACGAGCAUCCAGAGAUUGGUGACUUGUGCAUCAUUCACAGCGCAGGAGCGUACGGCCGCUCAGAGAGUUUCAACUUCAAUGGGAAAUUAAGGCACGCAGAAAUUUUGCGUGUGGCUGAAAAUUGCUUUGAGGUGAUUUGUGAUGCUGAAACGUGCGAGAAUUAUUUUGCAUUGUUGAAAUUUCCUGAAGAAUGUAUUCACUUGUGA